Messenger RNA from Rhinocladiella mackenziei CBS 650.93, 765 nucleotides. RefSeq lists its product as uncharacterized. Gene Ontology annotation, cellular component: cytoplasm. The transcript has a single exon. The coding region runs from base 1 to 765 and encodes 254 amino acids. Lineage: Eukaryota; Fungi; Ascomycota; Eurotiomycetes; Chaetothyriales; Herpotrichiellaceae. The record is from RefSeq and is a predicted model, not a curated record.
AUGGCCACAGAACACAAGGACACAAUUCGACAUCUGGUAUGGCCCCGGCUGCGCGAGGUCGCCAAUCCUGAUUCCCGGUUUCACUAUGAUUUUUCAAACUUCAUCGCCGACUUCCAGGGCUCGGAUAUUGCCACAGAACGAUUGGCUUCAUUGCCCUGUUAUGUAAAUGCACGAGUGGUCUUCAUCACGCCAGACAAUUGCUUGGAACGCCUUCGCUUUCGAGCUCUUUGUGAUGAUAAGAAGGUCCUGGUCACAACGUAUGGUAUUCGUCGAGGAUUUUGGCUCCUGGAUCCCACCACCAUCAAGACCCGAGAACACAGACAGCUGGCAAGUUUGUUGGAUGCAAUGGAAAGACCUGGUCUGGGCAAACAUGUCACGCUUGCUGAGAUGCAGAGUCUUGGUCUCGAAGUCGACUUGAUGGUGACUGGCACUGGAGCCAUCAAUUAUUCUGGCAUCCGUUUCGGAAAAGGCCAUGGAUUCUUCGACCUUGAAUGGGCUUUACUGACAAGCGUCCACGUCGUGAAGUUUUCUGUUCCUUGCAUAGCUGUUGUUCAUGACUCUCAGCUUCUCGACCAUGAAUUACAUGCCGAAGAUUUCGAUACUGUCUGUGACUAUAUCAUCACGCCUUCUAAGAUCGAAGAAAUCGCAGCACAAGGAGCUGUGCGAAAACCCACCUGUGGUGUAUUGUGGGAGAAAUUGCAACCGGGCAUGUUGGAGGACAUUCCUCCUCUGCAGGAGCUGAAAGUCCUCCAAGACGGAAAAUGA